Dendronephthya gigantea is the source of this 1363-nucleotide messenger RNA. Its product is annotated as splicing factor, proline- and glutamine-rich-like. The coding region runs from base 139 to 993 and encodes 284 amino acids. NCBI's taxonomy places the organism in Eukaryota, Metazoa, Cnidaria, Anthozoa, Malacalcyonacea, Nephtheidae. The record is from RefSeq and is a predicted model, not a curated record. The transcript has 3 exons.
GUAUUGCAGUGAUCAGCACGGUUAAUUUUUCCAAAUAUUUCUUGUUCUCGAGACUGGCAUUUGAAGAAGAAGAAAUUUUUAUACGUUUUUUCCUCCUCUUUGAUCCAAUUCAAGAACAAGGAGAAGUAAAAAGGUAAAAUGAGAAUAUAUUUCGUGCUUUCAAUAGCCCUAGUCCUGGCUCUUACGUCAGAGGCAAUAAAAUCAAAGAAAUUGAGAAAAGUUAUCUCUGGUCAUCAUAAAACAACUAAAGGAUCGAAGAAAUGCAUGACCAGCCCAUGCGGCGGUGCUGGAGGUUAUGGUGGUGGUAUGAUGCCUUCCUACGGUGGUGCUGCUGGUGGUAUGAUGCCGCCAUAUUGGCCACCACCUUGCCCUAGCCCACCUUGCCCAGGUCCACCACCCCCACCGCCUUACACUCUCAAUGAAGAGAAACACGUGACACAUCAGCAUACACAUCCUCAGAUGGGGGCCUUAGGUCCACCCCCUCGAAUGCCCCCUCCUCCAGAAUUUGCCCAGCACACUGUCCAUCAUCAUGUUUACCAUCCAGCACCACCCUCUGCUCAACUACCAAUGGUUCCACCCCAGCCUCCAGUGGUUUUGAGAGAUGAGAAACACGUCACCCACCAUCAUACUCACCCUGCUCCCCCAAUGGGACCUCCAGCUUCGCCUCCUUGCCCAGCACCCUGCACGGAGCAGGAAAUCCACCACGAACAUGUCUUCCACAAAAAUAAAGGAAGUUUUGCACAAGGACAGCAAAUGACAGGUCCUAAUGCUGUAAAUGGAGGAAUACAAUUUGGAGGUAUGGGAAUGGGUGGUAUGGGCAUGGGAAUGGGCAUGGGCAUGGGUGGAGGUGCAGGAUGUCCAAGACCGUGCAAAAAAUCCAAACUUCAUAAGAAGAUUAAGGAAGCAAAGAAGUCUCACAAGAAACAUCACCAUAAGAAGCAUCAUGAUAAGAAAACUGAAAAACAUCAGGAAAAGAAGUCCAAGAAAGAUUAAAAAGGACGGCAACACCAUUGACAAGAACAACCACAUUUGAGGCAAAAUAAGCCUGAAGUGUAAUGUUAAAUUGUACAACUGACUAACCAACCAAAUCUGACAAACUGACAACGAUUAUUACUGUAAAGCAUUAAGAAACAUUUGCACAAUGAUAUUGUUUCUGUGAAAUGUACAUAUAGUGAUAUAUUAAUGACAUUCUAGUGGGGGAAGGAAACAGCCAUGCAAACUCUCCUUGCCGGUAAAUGAAUUGUUCUCAGAAGAACGUUCUAACUUUCCAACGUCUUUCAUCUUAGUAACAGAUAAUUAAAUGCCAAUUCCAUCAUGUAAAUUAUUUGUUGUAUUUUAUUAAAUUUUGCAAUGUAAUUAUUAA